CAUCCUCCCUCCCUUCCUCUGCCUCUUUCCUCCGGGGCGAUGGAGGGGGACCCUUCGGGGCUUGGCUGGGGAGGAAAACUCCUCCGGGGUCCGUGAUCUCCUUCCCCUCCUCUUUCCUGCUCCUCCUUGAAAAGUGGGAGGAAAAGAGGAGAGAGAGCUCCAUUGUGUUCUGGGGCUUUGGGAAGGCAUUCGCGGGGCUUGUUUUCCCCCCAAAGAGACGGAUAUAUAUCAAUUUUAACAACUUUUCAAAUCCUUUUGCGAGGGAGAAGAGAAGCCUUUUGCCCCUCUCUCUCUCUCUCCUCUUUCGGAAGGGUGUUUUCCUGGAAUAUUGUUUUUGUUCUCCAACUCCGACAUAAAACUUUCCCUGUUUUGGGCGCCGGGCUCCUUCGAUGUGGACUCCGCGGAUUCCUCCUCUUCUUCUUGGACCUUUUGGAACAAGGGCCGGGGGAUGAAGUAGUAAUGGCGACCCGUUGGGGAGACGGAGACCUCUCCCCGCCGCCCCAGGUCGCCCAAAGCGGGAGCCAGCUGGAUUCCACACCACUGAUCGAAGUGCAGGGACAAUGGGGUGAAACCCGAUUGGUGUCCAAAAAUAAAGAUGGAAAAGAUCAAAGUGAGGCUGUAUCCCCAUCAGACGAUGAAGAGACAUUCUCUUGGCCUGGUCCCAAAACGGUAUCUUUACGAAGAACAUCACAGGGCUUUGGCUUCACCUUACGGCAUUUCAUUGUGUAUCCCCCAGAAUCUGCUGUUCACUUUUCUUUUAAGGAUGAAGAAAAUGGAAAUAAGAGUGGAAAGCCACGAAACAGACUGGAGCCAAUGGACACCAUAUUUGUUAAGCAGGUUAAAGAAGGAGGGCCUGCUUUUGAAGCUGGAUUGUGCACAGGUGACAGAAUAAUAAAAGUGAAUGGAGAAAGUGUUAUAGGAAAGACAUAUUCUCAAGUAAUUGCUUUAAUUCAGAACAGUGACAGCAUGUUAGAGCUUAGUGUUAUGCCAAAAGACGAGGACAUUCUUCAGCUGCUUUUACUGUGUUUUCCUGUUUUCUGCCAGCUGCAGUUUUCAAAGGAUGUUACAGCCCUGGCAUAUUCCCAGGAUGCCUACUUGAAAGGCAAUGAAGCCUACAGUGGUAAUGCCCGCAACAUACCUGAACCACCACCAAUAUGUUAUCCUCGGUUAACAUCUCCAGCUACUGCCAUGGCACAACCUAUUGAGAAAGCACCUCCUGAUUCUUCACAGGGAAAACAGACAACUAAUAGACCUGUACGGACAUCAGCACAACCAGAAAAGCCCUACAGAAUGGAAAUACAAGUGCCUCCAUCUCCAACAGAUAUUGCAAAAUCUAACACAGCUGUCUGUGUUUGCAAUGAAACUGUAAGAACUGUUGUUGUGCCUUCUGAGAAGGCUGUAGACUUCUCUUCAUGUAGAACAAAUCACUCUGGUCCAUCACACCGGACAGAAGAAAUGAGAUAUGGUUUCAAUGAACAAACUACUCUAAAAACAAAAGCACGAACCACUUCAUCAUCCUCUUCUAUGUCCACUGCUGUUGUACUUCCUCAGACACCGCUUACAAGGCCAGUAGAUUCUAGUGGAAUACCUAACAAAUCUGGAAGUUUUGGAGGGCACCCAGAAGGGAUCUCAACUACUAGAUCCCCUUCUCAAAGUGCAGGUUCUCCUAUCCCUACCAAUCACUACACUUCUCCAAAUGCCCAUCAACAUAUAGACUGGAAAAAUUACAAAACCUACAAAGAAUACAUUGAUAACAGACGUUUGCACAUGUAUGGCUGCAGAACUAUACAGGAAAGGUUAGAUAGUUUAAGAGCAGCAUCUCAGAAUACAACAGAUUAUAAUCAAAUGGUACCAAAUCGCACUGGUUCACAGGUACGACGCAGAAGCACCUCUCAUGAUAGGGUCCCACAGACUAUUCAGGUCCGACAAAGAAGCGUGUCCCAGGAAAGACUUGAGGAUCCCAAUAUAGUGCUAAAAGAAUGGCCAAGGAGUGCCUCACAAGAUGCUCUGACUUCACCAUCUGUCAGUCCCCGAAAUCACAGGACGCGGUCCUGGGACUAUUUAGGCAAACAGGGUGAAACAAUAGAGUAUCUUCAUGCUGAUAACCUUGUUGUAGAUUCAAACAGAGACAGAAAAAAGACUUAUAAAUGGACAGGGUUUACUGAACAAGAUGAUCGGCGAGGUAUUUAUGAGAGACCUCGGCAACAUGCAUUGCACUUGUCUCUUCGAGGCUCAAAUUUUUCUGUGGCUCCAGGUGCUUAUAACUCAGAUGGUAGACUCAUCAGUAGUAGGGCCUUAGGGCAUGCCAUGCAUUUCCAGAAGGUUUCACCAGAUGUAAACACAUUGCAGCCUGCCAGAAAUUUGCCGGCUGCUGGUGGAACAUCAAAGCCUGCAACCACUUUUCAUGAAAGAACGUCUCAGUCAACAGCUAGAAGCACAAGAAGCAACUCUCUGAAGACUUCUCUACCCUAUGCAGCAAAACCCUCAAUUUCCCUUAAUCACAGCCUGGAUAGUGUUACUACCAAAGACCAAAGAGAAAUAAAUCAUGUGCACCACAGUGGUUUGUUCAAUCAACAAUCAAGGAUACAAACAGAAGGUGUACCAGACAACAAGAUAGACAUAGGCAAGAGUACCCUUUCUCCCACUUCCUGCAUAGCUUCUGCCAAAUUUGUCCCACAGAUCAGUGAGCACUUAACUACCUCUGUUAGUUUAGAUGUCUCUGUCAGGCAAACAGUUCAAAAUUUUGAAAGAGAAGUUGUAAAAGAGUCUGAAAUUCAACCAACAAAUGUUGUCGAUGAAGACGCAGAAAUAGUUGUCUUGCGAGAAAAGUCUCCUUCUGGACACCAGACGCCACAACCUUUGCGACAUCAAUCCUACAUUUUAGCUGUAAAUGAUCAAGAGCCUGCCUCAGAGACAACAUGUUGGCUACCCAAUGAUGCACGUCGAGAAGUUCAUAUAAAAAGGAUAGAAGAAAGGAAGGCGUCUAGUUCAAGCCCACCUGGUGAUUCAUUGGCAUCUAUCCCAUUCAUAGAUGAGCCAGCUAGUCCCAGUAUUGACCAUGAUAUCGCCCACAUUCCAGCUUCUGCUGUUAUUUCAGCAUCUUCCUCACGAGCACCCACCAUUACAACAGUUCCCCCUAGCCCUACCUCUCUUGUACCUUUAAUUCGACGACAGCUGUCUCAUGAUCAUGAAUCUAUAAGGGCUAGUGUGGUGGAUGGUCAGUUUCCUGCAAAAAGUGAAAGGUCUAAGUCUUAUGAUGAAGGACUGGAUGACUAUAGAGAAGGAAAAGUGGCCAUAAAGCAUGUAUCUAGCUUAAAGGGAAUCAAGGCCCCAGACAGCCAAACAUCUUCAGAAAACUCAGGGUCCAGAAAAGCUUCUUCUUCAGAGGUCUUUGGUGAUGCUUCCAAGGAAGGAUGGCUCCAUUUUCGAAAUCAAAUCACAGACAAGGGAAAGAGAGUUGGUGGGAGCAUCCGGCCAUGGAAACAGAUGUAUGUUGUUCUUAAAGGUUGCUCAUUGUACUUAUACAAGGAUAAAAAAGAACAAAUGGUGUCAUCUGAGGAAGAGCAGCCCAUCAGUAUCAACGCUUGUUUAAUAGACAUUUCAUAUAGUGAUACAAAAAGGAAACAUGUAUUUCGGCUCACCACAUCAGAUUGUGAAUACCUGUUUCAAGCUGAAGAUAGAGAUGACAUGCUGGCCUGGAUUAAGGCUAUACAAGAAAACAGCAACUUAAACAAUGAGAACACAGGUGUCACAAGCAGGGACCUCAUUAGCCGGAGGAUUAAAGAAUACAGCACUAUGAUGAGUACUUCAAGUGGGAAAACAGAGCCAUCACCCAAAACGCCUCGUCAGAGCCUGAGCAUAAGGCAGACACUCCUUGGCACGAAAGCUGAGCAAAGAACCCAGAGUCCACAUUCUCCAAAGGAGGAAUCUGAGAGGAAAUUUCUUGCUAAAGAUAAAGAUGAGACAAGUCCACCAAAAGACAAAGGUACAUGGCGAAAAAACAUUCCCAAUAUCAUGAGAAAAACCUUUGAGAAAAAGCCAUCUGCUGUUGGGACCUUUGGAGUCAGACUAGAUGAUUGCCCCCCAGCUCAGAGUAAUAAGUAUAUCCCACUGAUAGUUGAUAUAUGCUGCAAACUAGUUGAAGAAAGAGGUCUUGAAUAUACAGGUAUUUACAGGGUACCUGGAAAUAAUGCUGCUAUCUCAAGCAUGCAAGAAGAGCUCAACAAAGGGAUGACUGAUAUCGAUAUUCAAGAUGAUAAAUGGCGAGACUUGAAUGUCAUAAGUAGUUUGCUGAAAUCCUUCUUUAGAAAGCUUCCAGAACCUCUUUUUACUAAUGACAAAUAUGCAGAUUUCAUAGAUGCCAAUAGAAAAGAAGAUCCUGUGGAGCGACUAAAAACACUAAAAAGGCUGAUCCGUGAUUUACCAGAGCAUCAUUAUGAAACGCUGAAAUUUCUCUCUGCACAUCUGAAGACUGUAGCAGAAAAUUCAGAAAAGAACAAGAUGGAACCAAGAAAUCUGGCAAUAGUAUUUGGUCCAACUCUUGUGAGAACAUCUGAAGAUAAUAUGACACACAUGGUUACCCAUAUGCCAGAUCAAUACAAAAUUGUAGAAACACUUAUCCAAAAACAUGACUGGUUUUUCGCAGAAGAUGAUGCUGAAGAGCCCCUUACAGCAGUUCAGGAGGAAAGCACAGUACAAUCUCAGCCAGUGCCAAACAUAGAUCAUUUACUCACCAACAUUGGAAGGACGGGAGUAUCUCCUGGAGACGUAUCAGAUUCAGCUACUAGUGAUUCUGCAAAAUCUAAGGGUUCUUGGGGAUCUGGAAAGGAUCAGUAUAGCAAGGAACUGCUUAAGUCCUCCAUCUUUGCGGCAGCCAGUCGCAAGAGAAAGAAACCAAAAGAGAAACUGCAGCCCAGCAGCUCUGAAGAUGAAUUGGAUAAUGUGUUUUUAAAGGAGUCUGCAGAGCACUGUUAUAGCAGUUCAGCUAAAGAGGGGGCAUCGAAAGAGAACCCAGAGAAGGAGACAGCAGGGAGAAAACUGAGAAGUGCAGUUCUAAAAGAAAAAGAGAAUAAUAAUAAAACAUCUCUCACAGGAACCAAGGAUGAAAUGUUGCCAAGGAAAGAGGGCCUGCCUUCAGAGGUUGCUUCAACACCUUGUCUCCAAAAGUACAUGAGAUCCCCAAAUCUCAACUUUCGGCUCAGUACGCAGAAAGAUUGCAUUAAGCCUCCUGUCUUUCACGUCUCUUCUCAAAUGGAAGAAAUAAUGUCUGACUCAGGCACUAUGCUUAGCAGUUCUUCACAGGCAUCUCUGCAGAGAUUCCCAUGUAAAAAAAUGGCCAACCUGGAAAACAAAUGCAAUGAGUUCUUAGCAGCUGAUGUCAGCUCCAUCACCUCAGAUUACUCAACAACAUCUUCUACUACAUACCUAACAGGCUUAGAUUCCACCAUGCUAAGCCCGGAGGUGCAGUCAGUGACAGAAAGUAAAGGAGAAGAGGCUGAUGAUGAGAGAAGUGAAUUGAUCAGUGAAGGUCGCCCUGUGGAAACAGACAGUGAGAGUGACUUCCCUGUUUUCGCUGCAAGUUGUGCUAUGGAAAGGUUGUUCAGGGGAACGGGACAAGAUGUUGUAAAGGGCAGCCGGAGGAACUCUGAAGAAAGUGAAGUAAGUUGUACAGAAGGAAGCUUGACGCCAAAGUUGGACAGCCGUAGAUUGUUCAGUUCACACAAACUUAUUGAAUGUGAUACAUUAUCUCGGAAAAAGUCAGCCAGGCACAAGACUGAUAGUGAGGGAUCAGGAGAUGCCAAGUGUGAGAAGGAGUCACUGGCAGUGACCAAAAUGUUUGACAUAAUGAAGAAAGGAAAAUCAACCAGCAGCUUAGCUGCAUCCUCUAGAAGUGAGCCCGAGAAACAGGAACCUACAUGGAAACUCAAAAUUACAGACAGGUUAAAAUUGCGUCUCAAGUCAUCUGCAGAUGAUAUGUUUGGGGUAGGUAAUCAGAAAUCAAAUUCUACAGAGACAUCUAAAAGAAAGAACAUCAGGCGGAGGCAUACAUUGGGAGGCCAGAGAGAUUUUGCUGAAAUAAGUGUUUUGAAUGCAUGGAAAGCUCAAGAGAAAAAUCCUAACAAGGAGAAAGAUGCUUCAGCAGUGGAUCGAUUGAAGCCCAAGUGUCCAGCACAGGACCUUUCAAUUUCAGACUGGCUUGCGCGAGAGCGUCUACGCACAAGCACAACUGAGCUUAACAUGAGUGAAAGUGGAGAGCCCAAAAGGGAGAACACUAGCAGAUUAGCAGAUUCGUCAAAGACAGAGCCAACUUUUUCUGCAGAAUUGUGGGCAGAGGAGGGUGGUUCUUCUUCUAGUAGUAGUUUGACUCUGGGCUCUAGAACCCCCAUUUCGGGACCACUUCAACCAUUAGACCAUGUCAAUGGAGAAAGCUACCAGAGUAUGAACAAGAAUAACUUCAGCCCAGCAGUUGAUGCCCAUCCUCAUAAAUUAUCUGGGACCCAGGUGGUUAGAUCUCGAUUCUACCAGUAUCUUUAAAAUGGAGGUAUAAAUGUCCACUACAACAAUUCAAAAGCAGCUUCUCAUUUAACCUGUCCCCAAUUUUUUAUGUUUUCUUAUACCAUGUUAUUUUGCAGUCAUUAGAAUUGGUUUUUUUAAUCAUCUGUGUGCACUGAAAAGGUGGUCUUUAAAGUGCAUUAAUACAGCCAGAAUAGUGGGUGGGAGGGCAGAGUUUAAAAUAUAUAUUAAAAAAGAUAAAUAAAAAUAUAAAUCUAUCUAUAUAUAUAUAUAUAUGAAUAAAUUUAUUUUAAGUAAAAGUAUAUUUGAUUGCUGCAUACACAUAUGGAACAAGCAUCUAAUGCAACAUGCUGUGUAAUACAUACAUGGCUUCUAUAAUAUUUGGUAUUAGUAUGCAGGAAAAAAGUUUGUUUGGGUUUAGUCACUAACAAGUGCCUCAUCAAAAAAAAGUUCAUUUGGUUUGUUAGGGUGCCAUAAUGAUUAAAUUAGAGGGUGUUAAUAUAAAAAAGAAGGAAUGCAUUUUACUGGUAAGAUGUUUCAUUACAUUUUACAAAUUUUAACACAAGUGGGUACAGAGCUUCCAUUCCUUAUGCAUUCCAGUUGGAUUUCUGAGUUUUAUAUUCCAAUUUUAAUACAGUUUUUUGAGUUUUAUGUGACUUGAAUUUUUAAUCUUUCUGUAAAAUAAGUAACUUAAAUGUACAUACUCCAUGUGUAUCUUUUCCUCAGAUACCAGAUUUGAUAUAAAUGUUGUAACAUAGACAUGUAGAUAGUGGAUCCUGGAUGAAACUGGUUUCUUUUAUUGAGAAUAUAAUUCUGCAUGAAGACUUUAAUGACUCCAAAUCUGUAUCAUGCCUGUGUGCAUACCCGCUUAAAACACUGGAAAUAAAAUCAUUUUGACGGUU
Messenger RNA from Sceloporus undulatus (fence lizard), 7415 nucleotides. It is a transcript of the gene ARHGAP21, whose product is annotated as Rho GTPase activating protein 21. The coding region runs from base 460 to 6534 and encodes 2024 amino acids. Lineage: Eukaryota; Metazoa; Chordata; Lepidosauria; Squamata; Phrynosomatidae. Gene Ontology annotation, biological process: Golgi localization; signal transduction. The transcript has 26 exons. The record is from RefSeq and is a predicted model, not a curated record. Gene Ontology annotation, molecular function: protein binding.